AGCCAUCGUUUACAAUCGUCCAAAAUACCGCAAAAAUGGCACCUAAGGAAUACAAAAAAGAGGAAGAGCAAAUUGCAAAGGCUGUCAGCGCGUAUCAAAGUGGUCAAAAUCAAAAUAUCUCGAGAUUAGCGCGUGAAUUUGGGGUCUCUCGCCAUAGACUGUCCCGACGCGUCAAGGGGAUACCCUCUCGCUCCAAAAGGGCACCUACGAACCGCCUAUUAUCGCUAGAUCAAGAAAAAGCGCUUUUUCUAUGGAUUGAGUAUCUAGAUAACAUAGGAGCACCUCCAACAAAUCAACAAAUUGAGCAAAGUGCCAAUUUUUUGCUUCGUGAAGAUUUUACCGGUCCCGGAGAGCCUCGCGGCGUUGGUAAAACCUGGGUUGAUCGAUUCCUUACUCGCUUGCCAGAGGGUUAUCAAAGAAUCAAGCAAAAACCGCAGGAAGUUGAUAGAACAGGAGCCGAGCAUUAUGGCGAGAUUGAGCGCUGGUUUAUCGACUUAAAACUCGUGAUGCAAAAGCUUCAUAUUACACCCAAAAAUCUAUGGAACUUUGACGAGACCGGAUUCAUUGUCGGACAAGGAAAAAGCGAAUCAGUGGUCACAAAGUACCCAAAAACAGCAAAAAGAGUUUCCUCUUUGUCUUCUCGAGAAUCUCUUACCGUCGUUGAGAGUAUAAAUGCCGAAGGGAGAGAUCCGGAGUGGCUUAUUGCUCCUGCUUCAAAUGGAUUUAUCACGGAUGAGAUCGCAUUUGAAUGGCUUCAACAUUUUCAGCACUAUACAAAGCCAGAACAUACGUUCGAAUGGCGAUUAUUAAUUAUGGAUAACCAUACAACCCAUCUCACUAUACAGUUCGUUCAAUACUGUGAAAUUAAUCGCAUUCGAUUAUUCAGAUUUCCACCGCAUUCCACGCAUCUAUUACAACCGCUCGAUGGAGUGCCUUUUCAGCAAUAUAAGCGCGUUCAUGGAAGAGUGGUAAAUCAAGUUGCUCGGCUCGGAGGCUUCGAUUUCAACAAAAAUGACUUUUUUGAGGAAUUACGGGAUAUUCGAAUUCAAACCUUUACUCCGCGAAUUAUUCGCCACGGUUGGAAAGAUCGAGGGAUUUGGCCAUAUAAUCCUGAUAUCGUAUUGAGCAAAUUGCCUCACCCUGAUGAGGCAAUUAUUGAUGAUGGGAAUACAUUAAAAAUUUAUGGCGAGGUCGAUGACACUAUUCCCAGCUCACCAACAACGAAAUCAAUUUCUCCGCCGUCAACGGUCACUGCGCUUCGUCGAUAUAUCAAUAAGAUAGAGAAAUCAAUUGAGGGUAUAAAGGAUAUUUUGGAGGAAUCAAAACCUGGCCUCGUACGGCGUAUAAAAGUCGUGAAUUCAAGCAGCCUCGCCAUGGCGGGAUUAGGUGAGCUUCACCGUGAGGAUUUUGCAAGGCUGCGCGACACAGCAAAACGCAAAAAUAACAAAAAAACCAAGCGCCAGGUAAAAGCCUCAGGCGCGCUCUAUGUAAAAGAUGCGAAUCGCCUCAUAAAACGCCGCCAUGACGGGGAUUUAUUGAGGAUUCAUAAACAGCACGUACUUGGGGUGCCGGAGGCGGAGGAUGCUGAGGCUCCAAGAGAGCCUCAAAACUUGGGUUUUUUCAUUGAUUCUACGGGUAAUCGGUAA
Messenger RNA from Talaromyces stipitatus ATCC 10500, 1646 nucleotides. RefSeq lists its product as uncharacterized. The coding region runs from base 36 to 1646 and encodes 536 amino acids. Gene Ontology annotation, molecular function: DNA binding. Gene Ontology annotation, cellular component: nucleus. The transcript is spliced from 2 exons. The record is from RefSeq and is a predicted model, not a curated record. Lineage: Eukaryota; Fungi; Ascomycota; Eurotiomycetes; Eurotiales; Trichocomaceae.